GUGUCAGGGGGCUGGUCGUGUUGUUGCAGCUCUCGAGAGGUAACUGUUCUCAGUAAAAGACCAAAGUAAAAAAAAAUAACAUCACUAGCAGACGAUUAUAUUGCUUCAUGGUUUAACCUUGGACCGGUUCAACGCUGCAUCUCGUUCAAAAACAAUGAACGUAAAGUUCAAAGUGGUUAGAAAAAUCAACCAUUUGGCUUGGUUUGCCACGGAAAGUGGUCGAAAGUUCAGUAAAGGAUGCGUUAUUACCUUCGGCCUUGGCACAUUUGCCGCGAACUAUCUACCACAUAGUCUGUUCUUGGAUACGUACAAAGAAGUCUUUCAGAUGUACAGGAAAUCUCGUCCGGUACGGGUAACUGCAAAAAUAAAAAAACAGUUCAAUGCCGUCUUGGACGACCUUGAAGUCCCUGACCACAUCCGGGGACUCAUAAAGCCGUUCAUAGUUAAUGGAUUUGACUUGAUUCACGCUGGAUCACCGAAUCUGCGCUCAGGAGCUAUCGUCGGCGUGCCAUUAAGCUUUGACUAUGAGGAACUAAAAGAUAUCGACGACUCGACGUUGGUACUCCAAGACAAACCUGUCGACUGGAAAUCUGUAGCGGGUCAAAAUUUACUUUCAUCUCUACUGCUGUCGGAAGAAGCAAAGAAAUUUGCUAUUGCACAGAAAGUUUUAAGGUGUCAAUCACACGAAAUCUGGGUGAAUUGCAUUCUACCAAUGUUGUGUACUGCAUUUGCUUAUGCGAUCGCGCAGAGGGCCAACGUCAUGCUAGACAGUCUUUAUCGUCCUCCAAUUGUCAGGAUUUGCUUGUACUCUUUUGUCGGUAUGUUUAGCAUCGCUACCUGGGGAGCCUUGAAGGAUUUUUCCACCAUUCAAUAUGAUAAUGAAUGCGACGAGGAAUUAUGUAAAUUAGGUAAGGAUUACAUAAAAGGUGGUCAAGAAUAUUAUGGUAAAAUUUUAGAGCGCAAUGUUGCACUGAGAAGCUUAUUGGGCGAUUAUGGCGCUAAAUUGUAUUCAGUCAGCGGUAACCAACGAUUCUUUUUGAGACAAAAAGGUAUGCCGCUUGUUUAUAGAAAGCUAUAUUUUGAUGAACAGAUGGAAAAUCUUAGAUGAAAGAUGUUUGUAAAUAGCAGUAGAUUUCUUUAAAAUGUUAUUAAAUUUAUUUCCUGUUUAAUAAAUAAUACAUUUGUUGCUAGUAGUUGACUAAUUGAAAAUUCUAUAUAAAACACUCUGUCUGAGUCUAUAUAAUAUCUUGGUUUUGAUCUUCACACAAUAUCUACGUGUUAUAUUUCUUUUAAUUUAGAAACUAUACAUCAGGUAUUAACAUACAUACAUGUAAAUCUUACAUUGGAUUGUGUAAAUUAUUUGUACAAAGCUUUGCAUUAGAGUCGCGUAUGUAUAAUUACCUACUAUUUGUAAAAGAUUUUCCAUUACUUCAUAUAUGUUCCUAGUGCCAAUUUUAAUUGUAGCAGUGAUAUUAGCGCUGCAUCUUAUCCUAUUAUAUUUCUCUCUUGUGAACAACUAAACGAACUUAUAACUUUAAAA
Molecule: messenger RNA, 1540 nt
Organism: Neodiprion fabricii
Lineage: Eukaryota; Metazoa; Arthropoda; Insecta; Hymenoptera; Diprionidae
Product: transmembrane protein 177
Exons: 2
Coding region: 155-1108 (317 amino acids)
Source: RefSeq, a predicted model, not a curated record